AUGACAGAUGCCCAGCUACGCGAGACAAUCUCGCAACUCUCGCGCCAACAACAGUACCAGGCAACAUACCAACAGAAUCUUCAAAGCUGGUCGUCAAAUCCCCAGGCGACGCCAAAGGGUGCCAUCCCCUCUCAGCGCAGCGCGCCCCGCACUCGCGCCCUACGCUCUGGGGGCGCUGCCCAGGCGCCGUCCUACACCCCUCCACCUCAACCCGCCCCCGCAACCACAACCACCGCCCCCGCAAGCACGGCGCAGUAUGCUACUCAAUACCAACAUCAGAAGCAACCCCAGUACCCGCCUCCGCCGCCUCUCCCACCCGCACGCCAGGCGUUCAGCUCGACUUACCCCUCUCGCAUGCGCACCGGCGCGACGCUGCUCAUGCAACCCAUCCUCUCAACCUCCGUCGCCCUCCAGGCCGCCGCAGCAUCCUCCGGGCGCGCAUCACGACGGGGCGCCGCAGCCGUCUCGUACGCCGACCCAGGCUCAGGCGACGAUAUCCCCGACGCGGGCGAGCUUGACUCGGACGACUCGGACUUCCAAGCGUCUGGCGGCACGCGCACCGCGAUCCGAAACGCGCAAGGCGGACGCGCCGCACGCAUGUCGACCGGCAUGGGCGUUUUUCACUCGGGCACGGGCGCGAGCCGCGCGACGCCUCAGACGCCCGUCGGCGGAGCGGGUGCGCAGACGAAAAGCAGGGAGCUGGACCAGAGCUAUCUCGGGCAGAUACCCCCCGCGCGGUACAUCCAGUCGAAGCUAGUGCCGAUGACCGACCACGAAUACGUGACUCAGGACGGCUUAGAACAGCAGGCCGAGCGGCCAACGGCGCUGGUGCCUGUGCGGGUUGAGUUCGAGACGGACACGCACCGCGUGCGCGAUUGCUUCGUGUGGAACCUGCACGAGCGCCUCGUCACCCCAGAUCGGUUCGCGCGCAUAUUCUGCGCCGACCUUGACCUGCCCGAGAAGCCGUGGGCAGAGACGAUCGCGAACCAGAUCCGCGCGCAGCUCGAGGACCACGAGGGCAUCGCGAGCAUGGACCUCGGCGUGGACGACCGCGUUGACGCGGACGGGCGGGAACCGGCAGAGCCCGGAGAAAUUUACCCGGAAUGUCGGGUUCUGCUCGAGAUCGACGUGCAGAUCGGCAACCACCAUCUCAUGGACCACAUUGAGUGGGACCUACUAUCCCCGCUCACACCGGAAGCCUUCUCCCAAAAGCUCUGCGCCGAGCUCGGGCUAGCGGGCGAAGCCGUCCCACUCGUCGCGCACGCCGUACACGAGGAAAUCGUGAAGCACAAGAAGGACGCAAUCGAGUGGGGCGUCAUCGGCGGGGACGACGGCGUGGACGGCACGCAGCUCGCGGACGCGACUACCGCUGCGAACACCCUGGCGAACAGUGGAAGACCCGCCGGGGAAGGCCGGGAGCGCGAGCGGCGGGACAAGAGCGGCCUGAGCCUGCUAAAGGACAAAACGGGGCUCGGGAUGUCGUGGGGCCGCGCACCGAAGGACGGCAGGGGACCGAAGGUGCUCAAGAGCGUGUGGCGGGAUUGGCAGGAGGCAGAGGACUUCGCGACGCGGUUCGAGGAGCUCACGGCGGAGGACAUCGAGCGGCGAGAGAUCGAACGGGAACGUGCGAGUCGGCGUUUGCGGAGAGAAACCAGCAAGUUCCAGACUUCGGGACGGCGGAGACGAUGA
This is a messenger RNA of Punctularia strigosozonata HHB-11173 SS5, 1689 nucleotides long. RefSeq names its product SNF5-domain-containing protein. NCBI's taxonomy places the organism in Eukaryota, Fungi, Basidiomycota, Agaricomycetes, Corticiales, Punctulariaceae. The record is from RefSeq and is a predicted model, not a curated record. The coding region runs from base 1 to 1689 and encodes 562 amino acids. Gene Ontology annotation, cellular component: nuclear chromosome; nucleus. Gene Ontology annotation, molecular function: transcription coregulator activity. The transcript has 4 exons. Gene Ontology annotation, biological process: regulation of transcription by RNA polymerase II; chromatin remodeling.